UGUCUGAAAUUUACUGGCAGAUUUCAGUCAGAUUUGGCAGAGGGGUAAUCAUGUUUCUCCGGGUUUCACAAGAAUGGGGAAAGGGAAGAAACCCUCUAAGGCAUCUUUAAAGAAAGACUUCAGUGUGAGCUCAACCCUAGUUAGACUUCAGAGAAUCCAGCUUUAUAGAUUUAUCUGCAGGAGACUGUCACAUUUAAGAUGGCCUUACAUGAAAGAAAAGCACUCCUAGCCCACUGGUUAAAACCAUCUUUAAAGCUAGUUGAAGUUACAUUUUUUUGUCUGGCAUUCUGAAUUCACAAGCACUUGGUGCUACUCAGAAAGCUGGGCGUACUGCAGGGCCUGCAAUUCCCUAGACAGAUGCACCUAAAAGAAUUCAGCUGAAAAUAAAGCAAAGCUAGCUGGAUGUUAGGAUGGGAGAACAGGAAAGCUAAGUCACUGAGUCACUGAGAAAAUCGAAGCAGCAGCAGACAUGAAGCUGCCCACUUAAAAAAUAGGAAUACUCUUCAUGACUCCUAAACUUAUAAAUACAUUGGCAACAGGCCGUGAGCCUGUGUCAAAUGUCAUGCAUGUUGAAGAUCCUGAUAGUGUGUAGAAGCCUCAUAGGGACCAGAUUGCUAAUAGCAUGUAAAGAUGCACUUUCUAGAUGCCUCAGGGCUUUUCUAAUUUGAAGAAGUAUUUUGAUACUGUUUCAUGUGAAGUUUUCUUGAAUAGUAAGCUGAAGGGGUUAUGAUAUAUUGCAGGCUGAUAACUAGUUUAAGCACAAGUAGUUGUUUCCAGUCAAUUACAGAUCACAGAGAUUAAAGCUCAAAAGCAUGAAGUGACAAACUGGCAGAAAAAUACUAACUUCAAGCUUACAGAUGGGACAGAAUUAUCUGUACAACGGAAGAAAGAAAGUCAUGUAAAAGGAGGAUCUUAGUAAAAAUAUGUUGCCCAUAUAAUAGCGAGGGGAAUCAUCUAAACUGCCCUUCCCUUAGACUGCGAUAAGUCUGAGAGUGCAUAUGACCAGCAGAAAAAGAAUUCCGUAGUUCCUGAUUCCUUGUGUUCUCCAUUGUAAGAGAAACUCUAGGAUGAAAUUUCCAGUCAAAAGUAGAGGAAGAGGACAGAAGUACUCACCCCAGAAUAGUAAAAUAGUAUGGCAGUCAGGAGACGUCUUGAAGCUGGGAAAACCAUAUCCAGAUAUGUUCUACAUGGUUCAGACCAGAGGGAUAAAAUUGUUUCUCUACCUUCCCAUGCAAGUUCCUUCAUCCCUGACCUGCUGUUCUACCAGUGUUGCGUCUCAUGAAAACCUUUGGAAGAUCUGCUUUUGUUUUACUGCAGAACAGAAGCCCUUUGGAAGUCUAAAAGGCUUACAGGACAAGAGAGUCACGAUGACAGAUUUGCCUUCACUGCUGAAUGGUAUGACCCAAAUGCUUCACUCUUUCGGCGUUAUGAACUUCUGUAUUAUCCAAAAGAUGGAUCAGUUGAAAUGGUUUCCUGCUAUAAAUAUCAAAUGCAGAAAUAAAAAAGCUAGUGGAAUCUGCCUUUUCUUACCCAAACUACUGCACACUGAAACCAUGGUACCCACCUGUUAUGAUGUGAAGAACCGUCGCACCUUUCUGAAGCGCACCAAGUAUGAGAGUUUACACCUUGAGGAUUUAUUUGUGGGAAACAAAAUUACUGUUUUUUCCCGUCAUCUAUCCUUAGUGGACUAUGGGGAUCAAUAUACAGCCCGCAAGCUGGGGAGCCGCAAAGAGAGAACACUGGCUUUGAUUAAACCUGAUGCAAUGCCCAAGAUUGGAGAAUUAAUUGAUAUAAUUAUUAAUGCAGGAUUUACAAUAACUAAGGCCAAAAUGAUGGUGCUUUCAAGAAAAGAAGCAGCUGAUUUCUACGUAGACCAUCAAUCAAAACCUUUUUAUAAUGAGCUUCUCCAGUUUAUAACGAGUGGUCCCAUUGUUGCUAUGGAAAUCUUAGGAGAUGAUGCAGUUUGUAAAUGGAAAACAUUACUGGGGCCAGCAAACUCUGCAGUGGCUCAGACUGAUGCACCAGACAGCAUUAGAGCAAACUUCGGACAUGAUGGCCUAAGAAAUGCAGCUCAUGGCCCAGAUUCGGUUGCUUCAGCUGCUCAAGAACUGGAGUUGUUCUUUCCCUCCAGUGGAGGUCGCGGACCAGUCAACAGUGCAAAAUUCACAAACUGUACUUGUUGCAUUAUUAAGCCUCAUGCAGUUAAUGAAGGGCUGGCUGGAAAGAUUAUAAAAGCCAUCAUCAGUGAAGGAUUUCAGAUCUCAGCUUUGCAGAUGUUCAACAUGGAGCGUGCAAACGUGGAAGAAUUUUAUGAGAUUUACAAAGGUGUCGUCGCUGAAUAUAUGGACAUGGUUACAGAGUUGUGUUCAGGCCCUUGCAUAGCAAUGGAGAUUAUACAGCUUGAGCCUCCAAAAGUGUUCAGAGACUUCUGUGGUCCUUCUGACCCUGAAAUAGCCCGUUAUCUCCGACCUGGAACUCUGCGUGCUGUCUUCGGGAAGAACAAGAUUCAGAAUGCUGUCCACUGCACAGACCUACCUGAAGAUGGACUUUUGGAGGUGCAGUACUUCUUCAAGAUUCUGGACACCUAACAGCCCCCAUCCUCAGCCAAUGCAAGAGACACGCAGGCAGAAUGGUGUGUUCAUUCAUUUAUUUGUCCAAUGUUUCAACCUGACUGAAAUACAAGAUCAACAAGAGCACUGUACUCCUGGCUAUUAUUACAUGUUAGAACAUAGAGUUUUGCACUUUAGACAACAUUUAACACCAUUCUAUGGGGUACUGCAUUGCUUUUAUAAAGUUUAAAAUAAAAGAUUUAUUUUCAAACAUGUGACUUUGGUUUAUUUCAUACAUUACACUUUCUUGCAGAAAAAAUAAAAUUGUACAACUGCAUAAAUAUAAAAUUCUUCCACCAUGAAAAUGGUUAAAACAUUCAAUAAAGACAUUAGCACCACAGUGUGCGAUGCCUCCAGCAGGAAAAAAAAAAAAAAAAAAAAAAAAAGAGAGAAAAAAGAAAAAAAGAAGAGAAAGAAGAAAAAGAAAAGAAAAUAUACAAAGCAAAGAGUUACGCCUAUCACUGAGGGGAGUGAUAGUCUGACCCGGUCUCCCACACAACAUACUGGAGGAUGAGGGAAGAGGUGGAGAGAGAGACAGCAUUCGCUACAAAGCACAGUACACAAUCACCUAUUCUCUUUAACGUCACUUAAGUUAGUUUCCCCUGCCACCCCUCCAAA
Messenger RNA from Egretta garzetta (little egret), 3227 nucleotides. It is a transcript of the gene NME7, whose product is annotated as NME/NM23 family member 7. The record is from RefSeq and is a predicted model, not a curated record. Gene Ontology annotation, cellular component: centrosome. Bases 1068 to 2588 code for a protein of 506 amino acids. The transcript has 15 exons. Gene Ontology annotation, biological process: UTP biosynthetic process; CTP biosynthetic process; GTP biosynthetic process. NCBI's taxonomy places the organism in Eukaryota, Metazoa, Chordata, Aves, Pelecaniformes, Ardeidae. Gene Ontology annotation, molecular function: nucleoside diphosphate kinase activity.